UUGCUGAUUUUCCUUGAGGUCCUGAAAAUCUCUAGACUUGCACUGAGAGCAGAAAGAUUUCUCGCUAACUAUCAUCUAGUCUCCUGUUCUUUCUCCUGUUCUUUCUCUUUUCAGGAAGAAAAGUUCAAAAGUCCCCAGACCUGCCCAGGACAUUAUGUCAGGUGUCAAUGACACUAAAUUCAACUCUGUAAUGUUCCUUCUAACCGGGAUACCUGGACUGGAAGACAUCCACCUCUGGAUCUCUAUCCCCUUCUGCUUAAUGUAUGUUAUUUCAAUAGUAGGAAAUUCAGUCAUUCUGUUCAUUAUUAAAACAGAGCCAAGCCUCCAUGAGCCCAUGUACAUUUUCCUUUCCAUGUUGGCUGUCACGGACCUUGGCUUAUCCAUAGCCACCAUACCGACGAUACUGGGCAUAUACUUGUUUAACUCUAGGAGAAUCAGCCUCAAUGCCUGUUUUGCCCAGAUGUUCUUCAUCCACUCGCUUUCAAAAAUUGAGUCCUUUGUCCUCUUGUUGAUGGCCUUUGACCGCUUCAUCGCAAUUUGUAACCCACUGAGAUAUGCCUCCAUCUUAACUCCACCGAGAAUAGCCAAGAUGGGCCUGGUGGCUGUGGUAAGAUCGGUGGCCGUAAUACUCCCACUCCCCAUUCUCCUAAAACACUUCCGAUACUAUCGAGACAAUGUCCUCUCCCAUUCCUACUGCCUGCACCAGGACAUCAUGAAGGCAGCUUGUUCAGACAUCUCAGUGAACAGCAUCUAUGGCUUGUUUGUUAAAGUCAUGACGGAUGGAUUGGACUCAUUCCUCAUCUUCCUCUCUUAUGUGAUGAUCCUCAAAACAGUGCUGAGCAUCGCUUCCCACAGAGAGUGCCUCAGGGCCCUGAACACCUGUGUCUCCCAUCUCUGCGCAGUUGUGGUCUUCUACAUAUCAGACAUUGGCCUGUCUGUGAUACACAGAUUCGGAAAUAGCUCUACUCACUUGCUUCAGAUUAUCCUCGGCUACAUCUACCUGCUGGUCCCGCCCCUGAUGAACCCAAUCGUGUAUAGUGUGAAAAGCAAACACCUUCGUGAGAGGAUAAUCAGGGCAUUUGUCAAGUGA
Messenger RNA from Dermochelys coriacea (leatherback sea turtle), 1090 nucleotides. RefSeq names its product olfactory receptor 51G2-like. The coding region runs from base 155 to 1090 and encodes 311 amino acids. The transcript has a single exon. The record is from RefSeq and is a predicted model, not a curated record. Gene Ontology annotation, molecular function: olfactory receptor activity; G protein-coupled receptor activity. NCBI's taxonomy places the organism in Eukaryota, Metazoa, Chordata, Testudines, Dermochelyidae. Gene Ontology annotation, cellular component: membrane. Gene Ontology annotation, biological process: G protein-coupled receptor signaling pathway.